Molecule: messenger RNA, 769 nt
Organism: Melanomma pulvis-pyrius CBS 109.77
Lineage: Eukaryota; Fungi; Ascomycota; Dothideomycetes; Pleosporales; Melanommataceae
Source: the annotation of a GenBank genome assembly
GGACUACCUACCCUUCCAUCAACGGAACAAGACAUGUCUGUCGAGCGAACAAAGAACAAAGACACCCAACCUGGGGCCAACCGAGAUAUCCUUUGCCGUCAAACGCGGCCUUCUUUCACGGGUAGCUGGAGAAAGCCCCCUUUUGUUCCAUUGUGCGGCGCUGAAAGAAGGACGAGGCCCACAAUGCGCAUCGGAGACGACGCACGGCCUGGGAACAAGAGUGAGACAUGUUGUUCGAGACAUGCACACGGACAUAGACAAACACAGACAAACACAGACAGAGAGAGACAGAGACACAGAGAGAGACAAGCAAACGCGACCCCCAGCACCCACCCCCCAAAAGACAAGCCCAGCCCAGUCCCCACCGAAAGAGAAGACAGGAGCCCGCGCACGAUUGGUCCAACCAUCCCCCAAACUAGAGCAUCACGAUCAGCCACGCCAGAUACCCAAUCGCCGCGAUCCCCAGCGCCUCGCACACGCUCCCGCUCGGCGCGCCGGCCCCCUCCUCGAGCCUCGCGGCCCCGGACGCCGUCGGAUGAGGCUCGAAGCUCAGCGGGGAGGAGCGGUUGUAGGGGCGAGGGGUGCUGCUGCUGCUGCUGCUGUUGCUGCCGGUGGCGCAGGGCGGCGGGGGAGGGGGAGGGGGAGUGAGUGUUUCGGCUAGGUCUGUGCUACAGGUAGUGGUAGUGUUUGUGUUUGUCAUUGUCGAGGUGGCCCGGCCGGAGGCGCAGAGGUGCGAGGAGAGAGCCGUUUGUGGUGUUGUUGGCUCGGG